This is a messenger RNA of Oryzias latipes (Japanese medaka), 5763 nucleotides long. RefSeq names its product cell adhesion molecule 3 (gene cadm3). NCBI's taxonomy places the organism in Eukaryota, Metazoa, Chordata, Actinopteri, Beloniformes, Adrianichthyidae. Gene Ontology annotation, biological process: homophilic cell-cell adhesion. Gene Ontology annotation, cellular component: presynaptic membrane. The record is from RefSeq and is a predicted model, not a curated record.
CCUUCCCUGUCCUCUUUCAGACCGUCUGUUUUUGCUGCAGUGAACGGUGGCUGUGGGAGACGCGCACACACCAAACAGAGAGUAAAGAGCCCAGGAAAAACAGGAGUCGCGAGUGGGAGCGUGGAGAUAACAGGGGGAAAGUCGAUGAAAGCGGACCGAUAGAAGUCUCGGGACGAGCGACAAUAGCGCACCAACGGAGGGACCUUACCGGAGACCAGGGCGGACAAAAACACCGAUUCCCGGAGGCGGAAUCUGACGGGUGACCCCUCACAGCUCCUCAGCCCUCCUGAGCUUUCAGUGACGCAGGCGGAUCCGUGUGCCCCACCAUGGCCUUCCCAUCAGCCCCUUCCACGCGAUGGAGUGUCAGCUUAUUGACAGUACUAUUCACAGCUGCGGUUCACAGCAACAUUGCUUAUGACGAAGACCCCUUGCAGCCUGUGACCUCUGAUGAGACUGUGCCCGUUGGGGGCACAGUGACACUAACAUGCCGGGUGGCAGAGUCCGAUAAUUCAUCUCUGCAGUGGUCCAACACGGCACAGCAAACUCUGUACUUUGGGGGAAAAAGAGCACUGCGGGACAACCGAAUCCAGCUGUAUCGCUCCUUGCCCACAGAGCUCUCCAUCACCAUCGCGGACGUGCAGCUGUCUGACGAGGGCGAGUACACCUGCUCCAUCUUCACCAUGCCGGUCCGCACCGCACGAGCUACUGUCACCGUGCUGGGUGUGCCUAGUAAACCUCAGAUUUCUGGGUCUGAGGAUGCAGUGAUGGAGGGUGAAACGGUCACCCUGACCUGCACCAGCACUGGCAGCAAGCCCCCUGCUAAGAUCCAAUGGUACAAAGGAGCCGAGGAACUGACAGAUCAUCUGUAUAUGGCAGAGCCACUUCCAGAUGGGCUCACAUACAACGUGAGCAGCACGCUCUCCCUGACGGUGAGCUCCAAUGACGACAACGUCCCCAUCACCUGCGCAGUCAACCACCCCUCUCUUGCCCUGGGGGACAAGAGGAGCGAGCAGGCUCUGCGAGUGUUGUACUCCCCAAUCAUACAGAUCCAGCCUGAGAAGGGGCUACCAAGAGAGGGGGGGAAGUUCUCCCUUCAGUGUUUGACCAACGGCAACCCAGAACCUGCUAACUACAUCUGGGAGAGAAGAGAUGGAGACCUCCCUCUGUUGGCCAAACCUGAUGGAGCUGUCUUGUACUUCUCCAUGCUCAACAAAUCCGACAACGGCGUCUACGUCUGCCACGCUGACAACGGCAUUGGGAAAAGCAGCGGGGAGUACACGCUUCAGGUGCAAGAUCUUACCAAAUCAGACUCCCCAGACACCACCCAGCCCCCCAUUGGUUCUCCAGAUUCUUCAUCCUUCACCCACUUACUGCCAUUGUCUUCCACUCCUGACGUUUUUUUUGGUUCAGGCUCUGAAUCCACUGACUUCCCGCUCUUUUCUUCCUCCACUACCUCCCCGUCAACCGCAGUCAUUUCAACCACGUUGUCCUUCUCCGCCACCACCACCCUCUCCAACGCCCUCUUCCCUGACAUGCCGCUUUCUCCUGAAUCUUCCUCAUCCUCCCCUAAAGCUGUCCCUUCCUCUGCAAGCAUCCCUCCUCUCAAUGCCACUCCCUCCUCCUCCUCCUCCUCCUCCCCCACAUCCCCAGUUUCCGUCCGGCUGGAUGGACUUAACACUUUCACAGAAGAAGAUGCAGGCAACAUCGCAGACCCCACUGCCAUGUCGACGUCUUCGGGAGUGGACCACGCGGUGAUCGGAGGGGUGGUGGCCGUUAUAGUCUUCAUCCUGCUUUGCCUGCUCAUUGUCUUUGGCAGAUACCUAAUCAGACACAAAGGGACGUAUCUGACCCACGAAGCCAAGGGCUCGGACGACGCCCCUGACGCUGACACGGCUAUCAUCAACGCCGAGGGAGGCCACUCUGGAGCGGACGACAAGAAGGAGUACUUCAUCUAGUCAAAGGACGAAAACGCUGGAGGAAAAGAAAAGAUGCUGGAGCAGCAGAGGAGAAGUAGGGGUGGAGUGAAGGAAAGAAACAAAGCUCUGUUUGUUUUCUCUUCGGUUCUGUCUGAGGGAUGGUGGGGGGGAGGGGAGGAACUGUGGGUGGGAUAAAGACAUGAGCUUCAACUACCCUCUUUGGUUUGAUACAGGGAAGAGAGAAUUUGCACUGACAUUCGGAUGAACUGAAUUUAAAACACACACACACACAGACACACGUCAAAUUUUGAACAAACCAGUGUUUUCACACAGACUUGAUGCUUGUAGACGCUCAGAUGAACAGACCCAGACUUUCUACUAACUUGAUUUUGACUCAUUAUCACAUUGUCACACAAGCGUCCUUCUCUUACGUGCUGCGAAAACAGAAAUUGUAAGUCACAUUCCGACAUUUCCUCACAAUGUUUCCUUUCUUCAGCCUCCACACCUUCUUUUUCUGACAUUUCUACCAAACCUGACUCAUCCUUUUCGUCUCAGAACAAGACACAACUCUGUCUAAACAACAAUUUUGACUCACAAACUAAAUUUCUUACUUUUAGAAUUCAAUUUGACCUCUAAAUCCAGGUGCAAAGAUUUUUCCUCUCUUAAAAACCUCCAAUACUGGUGCAAAAAUAGCAUUCCCACCUUGUGCAGCCAAGCAUAUGAAUAAAUACUUAUAUAUAUACAGUAUAUAUAUAUAUAUAUAUACAUAAAUUAUAUAGCAUUCUUUUUACAAGACGAAAAAUGUUUGGUGUGCUGUAAAUACACACUCUGUCUCUCUCUUUCCUCUUUCAUUCAUCCUGUUACUGACAGUAGUAACGCAUAUACUCUAAAAAAGCCUGCCUGUUUCUAUGACAUGCGUGGACAUGCAGUCGAAAAUAUCAAUAUCUGGGGGAAAAUUGUAAAUUUAACAACUAUGAUGUUGCGAUAAAAACUAACCUUAUCUGCAAAUAUUUGUACUGAAUGAAGGAUGUUUUUCAAGUUUGAUUUGCCCUUUGUUCUCUCUCUCUCUGCAGCGUCUCUGUGUUACUGUCAGUGUUAACGGUUUACAGUGUCUGAUGGUUUUUCUGUCACAAACUCCAUAAUCCUGAUUUCAAAUGUGUGUGUUGAUUUUGUGGGGCUUGAUCCUGUGCAUCGUGUUGAGUCGCCCGUCAGACCCGACAAACAUUACAGUGUAGCAGGAGCUGAAAGGACAGAAACUCUGAAAGGUGUCCCAGUCUUUUCAUGGAGUUUGUAGUGCUCUGCUGAAUCUAGCUUUCACCUUCACCCUUUUUCUGCCCGGCAACAGACCACUGUUCUUGGAGGCUUGGCGCUAAAUUCGCUGAGUAGUGACAUCAUAGACGUCCUCUAAAAAGCUGGCAUGUUUGCCGCUUCAGGACAGGGAGCGUUUUCCACUCAAGGUUAGACAGGACCGCCCAUGUGAAUUCUAUCAAAUGUUGUUGGGUAAAAACAAAAGGAAAUUUGUAGCUAUGAAACUCAUUUACCAGCUUUACAAAAGAUUCCCUUAAAUGAACUGUUUUCUCAGAGUUGGGAGCCUGCCUUUUCCGUGCGAUCGCCACUGAGCCCGGUGGAAUUGAUUGCAAUCGAACUGAGAGGUACUGGAUGGUGGACUGUGCACGUGCCAAGGUUUGGUUUGGCAGGCAUUGUUCCCGGUCUGGGCUGAGCUAGCUGAAGAAAGUCAUUUAGGAGCCUAAAUGCCCUCUUCUCCUCUCUGCUUCGCAUCCGCCUCUUUCAUGGUUUAAUCAAUCAACCCGUCUGCGUCCCAAUCCACCUUCACCUUUUUUCUCCUCUCCUCCGCAUCACCAUCUCCGAAUCGAUGUCGACUCUCCUCGCCCAUCUUUGUUUAUUUAGGAUUUAGCAUCUCUGGAUGGUAGCCGAUGGAGCUCUGUGGGAGGCUUUUGGAAAGGAAUCCCUUCACCUCUGUCAGUCCCGCUCUGUCUGUAAUCAUUUUUCCAACCUUUCCAAUUGAUCAGGGAUUUUGUUUGUUUCCCCACAUUGUCCUUAACUGCUACCUGCUGCUUUGAAAACAAGUAGCGCAGCUAGAAGGCUUAUCAUCUAGUGAUUCUGUUCUGGGAUCUGAAGUCGGGUCAGCUGCUUUCCCUUCUUUCUUUUCCUUCAGACCCAUACCCACGAGCUGCUGCCUGGAUUCCACAAUGGCUAAUUCCCUGCAUAAGAUGAUGAUGCAGUGUUUAGGGAGUUUUCGAGACGUCCCCUCGCUACAGAUUCAAAGCUGAGGCCUUUCCUGGUGGGCUUUGUACUUUCAGGAAUCUCCUCCAGCCUCGGCUGCAUGUUAGGUCAACGUUCAGCAGCAGCCACCGUGUGAAAAACCUCACGCACUUUCAGCAGAGGCGGCUUCCUCAACAGGAUGCAGAGGCGGCGAGAGUUUACGAUCUUUAUUGGACGUUUUUAGUGAAGAAGAAAUCACAACACUGCUUAUGUCCCCCUUCAGCGUUUUAUUCGUCUCAUGUCUGCAGACCAGAGAACAGGCUUUGUCUCACUGAGCCAGCGGCUCACUUCAAAGAUGUAAGCGAUGAAUUGUAUUUAGCCUCAGUCUAACUUCUCUGUGAAUGAAGAAUGGAGGACCUGCCUCAUUCUCAACAGAAGUGUCGUCUAAUAAAAGUUGAUGGACCUGUAGUUGCCUGUGAUUUCGUGUCCUGUCCUUUGUCUUAUUCGAUGUGCUAGCAUGUAGCUUGCAUGAGAAGGGUUUGAAACUACUGUAGAUAUUUCUGGAGAUAAGAAGCUCCUCCCCUGAGACAGGAGCGGCGGUCUGCCCAGCAGACCUCCCAGCCGUCCUCUAAUCUGCAAACAUGAGCCGUGCCCCAGUUUAAUCCAGCUGCGCCUUCUCAAAAGUGCAGUCGUCCCCAAACAACUUCCAAGGCAAACAACCAAAGCGGACUCCUUUGAUUUUUGCUUUCCCUCUGCUACUGCAAACAUGAAAGCCACAUUGGGUGGUGGCUGAGCUGGGACACAUCAGUGCAGUGAUGGCCGUUUGUCACCAGAUGCCAGCAAACAGCAGCUUUGGCUUCUCCUCCCUCCACAUGCGGCUGACUCUGACGCUCAUCAGGCAGACACUCAUAUCUUUUCUUUUUGUAGAGCCAAUCUAUUUUUUAAAUCAGGUUUUGUAAAAGUUGUGCAUAAUCUUCAGUGUGUCGCUUUCAUUUCUCAACCCUCUCAUUUCCUUAAAGUUAGAUUCUGCAAAAUUUGAAUGUUAGAAAUGUAGUUUUUUUGCAUAUUUCAUUGUCUCAACGGCCGUUUUAGAAUCCUUUCAUGUAUAUAGCAUUGCCUUUACAGGAGACUCUGACAUGCAUCCGUGCACACUUUGGUACACACGUGGGAUACAAACACAUCCACACACAUAUUUGGAUAUGCACAGCAGGCAUGGCGUCUGUGAAUAUUUGUACAUAUGUGUGUGAAUGUGUGUUUGUGUACGAGUGUGAAGUGUGUGACCUAAACAGACUCUGGAGACACUCUUUAUGUGUGUUGCAUACACAUAAAUGUUUCUUAUUUCCAUGACUAAUAAAAUGUUGGGUUUUUUUUGGUCUUUUUGAAUGAAAAGUCUUCCUUUCUAGUAAAUAUCCAUAACCCACGGGAAUAGUGCUGUCAUGUGUGUUAAUUUGUAAAAUGACGGAUGAUGUCAUGUGAGACCCGCCCACACAUGCUGUGGUGGGUUUUGCUUCUAUUGGCUGUUUUGUCCACAAAGCAUUUGUUCCUGCUUUAUUUUCUUUUCUGUUUUUUUUAGACGAUCAGUUCAAUUGUUGACUUCAAUAAAUAUUCAUUUGGGUUAUUUUCA